CGGCCCCGCGGCGGCCCUGCGGCGCACCCGAGGCCCCGGCCUCGCCGGGCCUGCCGUCUAGGGGCCGCGGGCGGGUGGCGCGCGGACCCGGGAAGGGGUGAGGGCGAGCCGGGCCCGGAGGCUGGGGAGGGGUACGCGGUGAGGAGGGCUCGGGCGGGCGCGGCGGGUGGAGCGGCGGCGGCUCCUUUGUUUCCCGCGGCCCGACGGCCCGGCCGGCUGAGGAGAGGCCCGAGAGGGGCGGGAGCCAGCGGGGGCCACGAGCGCGUGGGGACAGCGGCGGGCGGGGAUCCUGGCAGGCAGCUGGCCCCCCCGCCCCGCCCUGCUGGGGGGCUGUGCUCGGCCUGGGUGCGGGGCUAUGGGGGCGGGUGUCCGGCCCCCACGGUGCGGCCGCACGUGUGGCGGGGCCCGGCUUGCGUCCCUCCUCGGACUGAGGAGAAAAGCGCCGCUCUCCCGGCGCAGCUUUGUCUGGGCUGCGGGGCGCGCUGGGCCCCUUCGCCGCUUCCUCGGCCCCGCUUCCUUUCGUUUCCCUUCGCUUCCCGGCAGGCUCGGGCAACUCGAUCCACGCCAGGUGGGAGCCCUCAGCCCCGAGAGGCGCUCGGAAUUCGGAACUCGGGCGGCGGAGGUCGGAAUCUUUCAUCAGCCUGGGAGGGUGAAGUUUGAAAACAGGCUGCAGGCUAAAAAGCUCUGGAGGCUGAGCCAGCAGCUGAUUUGGAGGGACGGCUCGAGUUCCCGUUCAGAUGUUUUGGGUUGUCUGAAAUUGGGUUAGGAUUCCCAGGUUCAUGUGCUGAACAACAGCUCUUAGGUUUAUGUAAAGCUUUUGCAUUACUUCGGCAUCUUAACUCCUUUGGCUGGGCUCUUUGGAAGCCCCAGUGCCCUCUUAUUGUCUGCUCUAGCGACUUAGGAUCGCACCAGCCACACUGCUUUGAUUACUUCCUGGUAGGGCCCUGGUGCCGCCGCUGGAGUCUUUGUUUAUUAGCUUUGAGAUGAUCAAUGGUAGCUUGAGGUGUAGUGUAAAAUUUGAAUUGUGCAUUUCAAAAACCUUAAGUUCAUUUGAAGAAAUAAAGGAAAAGAGCAACGGUACGAUUUAGGUGUGUGACAUUUUUCGUUGCGGUUUGGAGCUGGGGAGGUAUUUUGGAGAAUGCCUUAACACUUUUGACAGGUUACUUCUUAAAUGGUGAUUAUGUCCUUGGAGAGAAACAUCUGCAGCGCCACAGAGAAACAAGUAUUCGUAUUCUACGGUUAGGAAUAGAAAUAACUGCAGUUUUUUGGAGCUCUCAAAGGUUUGAUGCUUUGCUUGGCUUUGUAAAGUCAGAUUAUCUUUUUCUGCGUGAAGCCUUUAAAGAUUAACUGGUUAAUUGGUUUUACAGUGCAGUAUUGCAAUUUUUUUUAUGAGGGUGCAGAAACCAGUAUAAAUUAGCUCUCACCUAAGAAUUUAUCUUCCACAGUGAAUGCUGAGUAUGGAAAAACAAAUAAGGUGUAUCAAAUUGCUUUUCAAGUUGAUUGGGGGUGUCUUAGCUAUAAUUGUAGCUAUCGCUAUGGUGCUAAAACUGUAACUUUUAAUUUUUUUUUGCCCCAAGAGAUUUAAAAAAACAAAUGACGGAAGUAAACACUAGGAAGAGCAUAUCUUGUGAAGAAUGAUGCUCUUGCUCAUCUGUAUACUUCAGGGAUACUAAGGGGACAGCGCACUACUGGCUUUAGCUUUAUAGGAAACAGCUGCAUUUUCAUAUCUUCUGCAUUCAGUCUCUUGAGGUAUCAUACAUCAUGUAUACUCUGGAAAACUCCACUGCACCCUUGUGAGAGAAUGAAGUGUGCCGCUCCAACAAAAGCCCCUGGGUCUGUUUGACUUGUUCAAGUGUCCAUUGUGGAAGAAGACAAGUAGAAGCACUUAAAUUCUGCAUUUGAAGAGACAGAUUCCUCUCCUAGAUUUUGAGAGCUUUCCUAGGGCAGAGGCUGAGCCUGAAGUUUGUCUUCCCUAUUUACCCCAGAUGUUCUGCUUUCCCCAAGGUAUGUGAAUGGCCAUGCAAAAAAACAUUAUGAAGAUGCACAAGUACCCUUAACUAAUCAUAAGAAAUCAGAAAAGCAAGAUAAACCUCAGCAUACAGUAUGUAUGGAUUGCAGUAGCUACAGUACAUACUGUUAUCGCUGUGAUGAUUUUGUGGUUAAUGACACCAAGCUGGGACUGGUACAGAAAGUCAGAGAACACUUACAGAACUUGGAAAACUCAGCUUUUACAGCUGACAGGCAUAGGAAAAGAAAACUUUUGGAAAACUCAUCACUAAACAGCAAGUUAUUAAAAGUAAAUGGAAGCACUGCUGCCAUCUGUGCCACAGGACUCCGGAAUCUGGGGAACACAUGUUUCAUGAACGCCAUCCUUCAGUCACUCAGUAACAUUGAGCAGUUUUGCUGUUAUUUCAAAGAACUGCCCGCUGUGGAGUUAAGGAAUGGGAAAACAGCAGGAAGGCGAACGUACCACACCAGGAGCCAAGGGGAUAACAAUGUGUCUUUGGUGGAAGAGUUUAGAAAGACACUUUGUGCUUUAUGGCAAGGUAGCCAGACUGCAUUUAGCCCAGAGUCCUUAUUUUAUGUUGUUUGGAAGAUUAUGCCAAAUUUUAGGGGCUAUCAGCAACAGGAUGCCCAUGAAUUCAUGCGCUACCUUUUGGACCACCUGCACUUGGAACUCCAGGGCGGUUUCAACGGUGUUUCCCGCUCAGCAAUUCUACAGGAGAAUUCUGCUCUAUCUGCAAGUAACAAAUGUUGCAUGAAAGGGAUUUACAAGACAAACUCCCCAAAGACAGAAAGAAAAGAAAAUGGAGCAUCUACAGUUGUCACAGCUAUAUUCGGAGGUAUUCUCCAAAAUGAGGUUAACUGCCUCAUAUGUGGGACAGAAUCUAGAAAGUUUGAUCCAUUCCUAGACCUUUCAUUAGAUAUUCCAAGUCAGUUCAGAAAUAAGCGCUCAAAGAAUCAAGAAAAUGGACCAGUUUGUUCAUUACGAGAUUGUCUUCGCAGUUUUACUGACUUAGAAGAACUUGAUGAGACAGAGUUAUAUAUGUGCCACAAAUGCAAAAAGAAACAAAAAUCCACUAAAAAGUUUUGGAUUCAAAAACUACCCAAGGUGCUAUGCUUACAUUUGAAACGAUUUCAUUGGACUGCAUAUUUAAGAAACAAAGUUGAUACCUAUGUAGAAUUUCCCCUGAGAGGCCUGGACAUGAAAUGCUACUUGCUAGAGCCUGAGAACAGUGGCCCAGAGCACUGCCUGUACGACCUUGCCGCUGUGGUGGUUCACCAUGGUUCCGGGGUCGGUUCUGGACAUUACACAGCCUAUGCAACUCAUGAAGGUCGCUGGUUCCAUUUCAAUGACAGUACUGUAACACUGACUGAUGAAGACACCGUUGUGAAAGCAAAGGCCUACAUCCUUUUCUAUGUGGAACGCCAGGCCAAAGCUGGAUCAGAUAAACUUUAAUACCUCCUUUAAAUCAUUGUUUUUGUCAAAUGUACCGGACAAACAUUUCCAAUUUUCCAUAAAUACUUGAUCCAAGAUUUGAUUUCAUUAUGCACUUUUCAAUUUCCUAUUUUGGGUUUAGUUUUAUUUUGUCAAUGGUAGUGACGUAUUGAACAUGGGCACCAACUAAUUUGUUUUUUUUUUUUUGUUUGUUUUUUUAGUUCUACCAGAAAACCUCAGCAGAUAUUUUGAUUUGCUGCUUUAGUUGUAAUAAUUCAGUUUUUUAUGUAGUUUCAAGAACUUAGUUCUAUUUGACUUUUUUAUAUUAAUGUUUUCGGUUCUCACUUUGAGGCACAUUUACAUCAAUGCUUUGUUACAUUCACAUGCUGAAAGCAAGAUGUGUUCCUGAUUGGGAAGAGCAACAGAACGCCUGCUGCCUUUCACAGCUGUGAUGGAAAUCAGGUUGAUGGGAGAGCCGGGAUCAUGUGUACACAGAACUUGUGGCCCACGGGAUUUCAGUGACUGCUCCGUAAUCGUUCCUUUUGAUUGUACAAGAGAACUGGGAGGGCAUCAUUAAGCAGGUCAGGUAAUUGCUGCUCUUGGUAGCUCUCAAGGUUGCUGUUUAUCAGCACUAACUAAAUAAAUUUGUUGGUUCAGUUGUACCUGUACUGCAAAUUCAAGAAUUACUCCUUUUGAGUUUGUUUUGUUCUGGAAUAUCUUUUGCGUGUGUAUUUGUGUUCAUGGAUAUAGGAGUACAGAAAAGUCCAAAGAAGACCAAACACAUUCAGUGUUUAAAAAUCUCAGACUCCGCUACACAGUGUAGAUAUUAUCCAGUGAGAGGAAACCAUAGCUUCUGUUUGCCUUUUGAACCAGCAUCUAGUUCCCCCACUGGCUAUCAUGCUGGGAAUAACUGCUUGUCCACUUUUGUCUUAUUUCUUGCUUGGCCAUCGGACUCCGGAGUAGAUUCUGACCUUCACCUACAUUUUAGGUACCACUAUGGGGUCUGCUCCUACAGAAGGAGAUUUGAGUCUUUGCUCCUUUGGUCUUUAACAACCCUCGCUGGCCUAACCUGAUAGCAGAGCAAACUGAAAAUAUUCUCACUUUGAAUAGUUUCUAUUCUUGAGUUUAGUAGUCUUUGUUUUAAAAUUGUUUUUGAGAAAAAUAGGUACAAGCACUAUUAAGAUUGAACCCAAGUUGAAAUUUGGAACCAGAAUUACAUCCAAGGAAGAUAACUGAUUCUGCAAGGGGUCUAAGCCAAUCUCUUGGGGGGUAGGGGUGGGGGGCAGUACUUGGCAGCUUGUGGAGAGCAAGUGCGCACUCCCUGAUGGGCUCUAGCAUGGGACCGUGCACUGCUGUCAGCACAUCUCUUGUUCCAGUCACUAGUUUCUUCUCUGUUCUCUCCAAGUUGCUAUGAGGGGCAGAAUGUCUUUCAUAUUAAGCCAGCCAGCUGAAAUUUGUGGUAAUCUUGUUUCUUCUAUUAAAAGAAAAAAAAAACCAAGUUUUUUGGUUUUUUUUUUUUUUAUUUUUUUUUUUAAGUGCAUAAAUAAUCUGAUAGCUGUCCUCCUGGGUCAGAUACUUGAAGUUGCAGGAGCAGGUGCGGCUCCAUUUCCAUUUUAAUAUUUGCUAGAUAAAUCCUGUCUUUUUCUCAGGGCAGAAAUCAGCAGCCGAACACUUUACUAACCACAGUUACGGCUCAACUUGUACUAUCUGGUACGGCGGUCACUAGUCACCUGUGAUUAAGUUUUAAUUAAAAUGAAGUUUAAAACCCAGUUCUUCAGUCAUACUAGCUACAUUUCAAGGGCUCAGCAGCCACAUGUGGCAGAGGAUGCCUAGGCUCAGGUGGUCCCGUCAGCAUGUAGGGCUCCUGGACCGCGCUGGUCUGCAUUUCCACUCCAGAGAAGCAAGCUUUGCUGUCAUGUUUAGAUCUUACAACUUAAACAUGAAGUCCAGAAGAUAAUUAAGAGGGAAACAUGUGUUUAAAUUAGUUUACAGUGCUAAAUUAUAUGAGGUUGAACCAUUAGAGAUUGUGAUAUUUAACCUUUUGAUCUAAAAGUGAAAGUUCUACAUAAUUUGACCCAAUAUAGCAACACAUUAACACCACAUACUGUUGAACUUAGAAUGUGCCUCUUCCUUGAUCUGUUCAGUAUCUCCUGUGAAUACAGCCUCUUUUGUGUAGAAGGCGUACAGCUGUGACUUCGAACAUUUGUACUUCCCUUGUUUCUCUGAGUGGGCAGCUCAGAGGACUUCAGCAAUGUAGCCUUGGGCAGUGUUGAUAUUGGUGGAGAAAAAUGGUCUUUUUAUACCAAAGGGAACUUCCCGACAGCCAGACUACUUUGAUGGGGAAAGUGGUCCUCAGACCGGCAGCACUGCUGGCUUAAGAGUUGGACACAUCUCCUCUUUGAAUUUCUGGAGUGUUUUUAUUGCUUGAUUUCACUUAAGCAGAAAUGUUUGAAUGACAUUAUGAAGGCUCCUUUGGAAAAGUGAUUGGAUCCAUUGGAAUUGUGCAUUUGAACACCAGCGAUGUAAAUGUGCCUAUUUGUAUUUAAAAAAUUCAACUGUGUAGCCUUAUCACACCUACUUUAAAAAGCUGAUCUUCGUGUGCUCUUCAGGGCUUUCCCCUGGGGCCAUGCUGGCUCUGCUGGGGGGCUUCUCGCGCAGAGACCGCAGCCAGGGCAGUGCCUCGCUCUGGCAACUGGCUCCCUGGAACAAGAAAACUUCCUCAGAAGUCCUCCCACAGAGGUGGGUGAUGGAAACAGUCUGUGGCAACACAAAUCUCUCUCCAUGGUGGAGAAACCUUUGCUUAUCCACUGUAUUCUACUCAGUGUCUAGUGAUGACAUAUGUAAUAGAAUUAAACCAGUAAAGUGUACAGGCCCUGGUUAAGUGUUAAAUGUGUAUCUCACCCGGGGAACCUACUCAGCGGCGUGGUUUCUGGGGUUGGGGACAGAUUUGUUUCUAAAAGCCAAACCUCUCUUUCAUUGGUUGAGUGUACAUAACUUUAUUUAGCUACACUUCUCCCACCGCAGCCCCCAGCAUCCCCUCCGUUCCCUCCCACACCCUGUUGCUGCCGUGGCCUCUCCACUUGGGCCCUGGAAGGGCUCAGGAGCGGUGGUGCUGCAUCUGGGGCAAGGGUCCCGGGAGACCCAGGCGCAGCCACAGGAAUGUGCCCACGGUGCAGGAAGAGGCUGGCACCCUCGGGUGGGGGGGUGCCGUGGUGCUAGGUCCCAGCCUCGUGCACUGGGGUAACCCCGCCCUUGGUCCCAGCGACGGGCUCCGGACCCUCCCUGGCCAGUGCUGCCUGGGUCUCCGGUGAGCAUCCGCCGUGGAAGCCCAGUUUGUACGACGCGAGAGGAUUAUAGGUGCAAGUAACUGACCACAUUUACCUUGUAAUCACAGCCCUUUUCUGCUUCACCAACCUGAACUCUUUUAUGGAUGAAAGUAUCAUUAAAGUUCUGGUCUCUUU
Messenger RNA from Mustela erminea (ermine), 6900 nucleotides. RefSeq names its product ubiquitin specific peptidase 3 (gene USP3). Gene Ontology annotation, molecular function: cysteine-type deubiquitinase activity; zinc ion binding. Lineage: Eukaryota; Metazoa; Chordata; Mammalia; Carnivora; Mustelidae. The transcript has 19 exons. Gene Ontology annotation, cellular component: cytoplasm. Gene Ontology annotation, biological process: protein deubiquitination. Bases 2108 to 3460 code for a protein of 450 amino acids. The record is from RefSeq and is a predicted model, not a curated record.